Molecule: messenger RNA, 1360 nt
Organism: Clunio marinus
Lineage: Eukaryota; Metazoa; Arthropoda; Insecta; Diptera; Chironomidae
Source: the annotation of a GenBank genome assembly
UCAUACAGAUUUUUACAUUGUAUUUGUUUUGGACAAAACCAGUCUCUUCGUCAGCUGUUUCGUUCAAAAUUUGAUAACGAAGAAGGUUAACUGAUAAGACUUCUAAAGUUUUCAUCGUGAAUUUGCUGAUUUAGUUCUUAAAUUUGUGAGGUGUGAAUCGAACGCAAUGCUGACAAAAAUUAAGAAAAAUGAAAGCUUUUCGAAAGCAAUGCUCAGCAAAGGAGCCUCGACACCAUGUGAUGAAGAUUCUAAUUUCGUCAUGGAACUUCCAGAAUGGGCAGAUGAGAACAAAAUUAAGAUAGCACAGCGAUUUUUUAUUUUAAAUCUCAAUGCAAUGGUUCACGCAUUGGCAAUUGGUCUGGGAGCUGUUGCAGCAGUUCCAUCAAUUUUAGAAGUUCUAAAUUUCACAAAAAAGUCAUCAACUCCAGCAUUGGCAUAUCGAAGAUAUAAAGCAAACGCAAUACAUUCACAAAUAUGGUACAAAUAUCCAAUUAAACCAGGAACAAAAGCAUGGAAGUCACUAGAAACAGUUCGCAAAAUGCACGUUGUUAUAAAUCGUCGGUCAUUGAAUUCUGGCAGUGGAAUAAUAUCUCAAAAAGAUAUGUCAAUAACAUUGUACCUUUUCAUGGGCUUCCAUUUACUCAUGCCAGAACGUUUUGGCAUAGUUGGGUCACGUGAACAAUUUGAAGCCUUUAACCAUUUCUGGAGACUCAUUGGUUACAUGUUGGGAAUUAAGGAUGAAUUUAAUUGCUGUGAAGAGAGCCUUGAAGGUACGAGAAACCGACUUGAAGCCAUAAGAGAAGAUUUGCUUCUUCCUUCACUUCAAUUUCCAAGCACUGGAUACGAAAGUUACACAAAGACUGCCAUUGAGGGGAUGUGGUAUUUUAAUCCUUUGGAUAAUAAUUACGAAGCAAUGAUGUUCACUAUGAAACGAGUUAUGCAAGUUCCUGGUUACUUCUACUUCUGGUCAGAAAAUGAUGGAGAAGUUGAGAAGAAUCAGAAAAUAUUUGAUAGCAUGUCAAUUUUACAACACAUUAGAAUAUUCUUAGAUAUCAUCAUUUACGAAUAUUUAUCAAAAGUUUUUGUUUUCCGAUGGAUUUUUAAUUUGAUUCGCAUGUCGUUCGGAAUUCUUGAUGUUUACCCAAUUUUAGCGUUGAGAAGGUUUGGUAAGAAGUUUGCUUAUGUGAAGGUUCUUGAUUCAAAGCAAAAUAAAUAAAAUUAAAUAUUUCUCCAUGUUGAACUGGAUCAAUAAAAGUCAUAAAUCAUGUAAUUAAUUUAAUACUUAUAUUUCACUUUUACCAAUGAAAUAAAUAUAUUAAUAAUCUUACAUGUACACAUACGUUUCAAAAUUCAACCAACU